Arachis duranensis is the source of this 2357-nucleotide messenger RNA. RefSeq names its product ATP-dependent zinc metalloprotease FTSH 2, chloroplastic. Gene Ontology annotation, molecular function: zinc ion binding; ATP binding; ATP-dependent peptidase activity. Bases 153 to 2258 code for a protein of 701 amino acids. The transcript is spliced from 5 exons. The record is from RefSeq and is a predicted model, not a curated record. Gene Ontology annotation, biological process: proteolysis. Lineage: Eukaryota; Viridiplantae; Streptophyta; Magnoliopsida; Fabales; Fabaceae. Gene Ontology annotation, cellular component: chloroplast thylakoid; membrane.
ACGAAAGUGAAACGUUAGAAAGUGGCCACGUAAGGCAAUCCGAAACCAUAGCCACUGCUUCUAAAACCAAACGCUCCAUUUCACACUCUUCCCAAACUGGUUCCCAUUUGCUACUCUCUCUUUUUCAGCUUUCAUUCACAUUCCCUUCCAAGAUGGCGGCAUCAUCAGCAUGUCUUAUUGGAAAUGGUUUAUCUACACGGAGUAAUAGAACAACUCUGAGCAAGAACUUGAAUAGAAGCUACCUCUUCUCAUCUUGGAGAAUUUCAUCGCUGAAUAAGGCACCAAAUUCUAAACCUGCAACAAUAAAGGCAUCAUCAUCAUCAUCCUUGGACCAAAGGAACCAUGAAGGGCGAAGGGGGUUUCUAAAAUUCUUGGCUGGAAAUGUUGGGGCUGGCUUACCUGCAUUGUUGGGUAGCGGCAAGGCUUACGCCGAUGAACAACAAGGGGUUUCCUCCUCCUCAAGAAUGUCAUACUCGAGGUUCCUCGAGUAUUUGGACAAGGAUAGAGUCAGCAGAGUGGAUCUCUAUGAGAAUGGAACCAUAGCUAUAGUUGAGGCUGUUUCUCCUGAAUUGGGGAAUAGGGUUCAGCGUGUGAGAGUUCAACUUCCAGGACUUAACCAAGAGCUCCUUCAGAAAUUCAGGGAGAAGAACAUUGACUUUGCUGCUCACAAUGCACAAGAAGAUUCUGGUUCUCUUUUGUUUAACCUGAUUGGGAAUUUGGCCUUCCCUCUGAUCUUGAUUGGUGGAUUAUUCCUUCUCUCGAGACGAUCUGGAGGGAUGGGAGGUCCUGGUGGGCCUGGCUUUCCUCUUGCUUUUGGUCAAUCCAAGGCCAAGUUUCAAAUGGAACCUAAUACCGGGGUGACGUUUGAUGAUGUUGCUGGGGUGGAUGAAGCUAAGCAGGAUUUUAUGGAGGUAGUGGAGUUUCUGAAGAAGCCUGAAAGGUUCACUGCUGUUGGAGCUCGCAUACCAAAGGGUGUUCUUCUUGUUGGACCUCCUGGAACUGGGAAGACCCUUUUGGCCAAGGCGAUCGCUGGCGAAGCUGGUGUUCCGUUCUUCUCAAUCUCAGGUUCUGAGUUUGUUGAGAUGUUUGUUGGUAUCGGUGCUUCAAGAGUCCGUGAUUUAUUCAAGAAGGCUAAAGAGAAUGCCCCUUGCAUUGUGUUCGUUGAUGAAAUUGAUGCUGUUGGGAGACAAAGAGGGACUGGAAUUGGUGGAGGGAAUGAUGAAAGAGAACAGACACUCAAUCAGCUUUUGACAGAAAUGGAUGGGUUCGAGGGUAAUACAGGCAUCAUCGUAAUUGCAGCUACUAACAGGGCUGACAUUCUUGACUCUGCUUUGUUAAGGCCGGGCCGAUUUGAUAGACAGGUAACAGUCGAUGUUCCAGAUGUAAAGGGAAGGACUGAAAUCCUAAAGGUUCAUGGUAGCAAUAAAAAGUUUGAUUCUGAUGUUUCACUUGAAGUAAUUGCAAUGAGAACACCCGGUUUUAGUGGAGCUGAUCUUGCAAAUCUAUUGAAUGAAGCUGCUAUAUUGGCUGGUCGUCGGGGAAAGACAGCAAUCUCAUCUAAAGAGAUUGAUGAUUCUAUUGAUAGGAUUGUGGCUGGAAUGGAAGGAACGGUGAUGACUGAUGGGAAGAGCAAAAGUUUAGUGGCAUAUCAUGAAGUCGGGCAUGCCAUUUGUGGAACUUUGACCCCUGGUCAUGAUGCUGUGCAAAAAGUAACACUAGUUCCCCGUGGUCAAGCUCGAGGCCUUACAUGGUUCAUUCCUUCCGACGACCCAACCUUGAUCUCCAAACAACAACUCUUUGCAAGAAUUGUUGGAGGAUUAGGCGGUAGGGCUGCCGAGGAAGUUAUUUUUGGCGAGCCUGAGGUUACAACUGGAGCAGCUGGAGAUUUGCAGCAAAUCACUGGUUUGGCAAAACAGAUGGUAACCACAUUUGGAAUGUCUGAUAUCGGUCCUUGGUCGCUAAUGGAUGCGUCGGCACAAAGUGGGGAUGUUAUCAUGAGAAUGAUGGCAAGGAACUCGAUGUCAGAGAAGCUGGCAGAAGACAUUGAUGCUGCUGUCAAGAGGCUAUCAGAUGAAGCAUACGAGAUUGCACUGCGCCAUAUAAGGAACAACCGCGAGGCCAUUGAUAAGAUUGUGGAAGUCCUGUUGGAGAAAGAGACUAUAUCCGGAGAUGAAUUCCGUGCUCUCCUCUCUGAGUUUGUGGAAAUUCCGGCCGAAAAUCGGGUCCCUCCUUCAACUCCAGUACCUGCCACUGUUUGAAUAGGCCAUAUUAUGUAAAACUAAUAUAAUGGGUGAAAUAUGUAUAUCUUAGAAAUCUCAUAGAUUACUUCGUUUUUGUAGUGUUGACAACACAGAAAC